This is a messenger RNA of Wallemia mellicola CBS 633.66, 2219 nucleotides long. Its product is annotated as NGP1NT-domain-containing protein. Bases 81 to 2177 code for a protein of 698 amino acids. The record is from RefSeq and is a predicted model, not a curated record. The transcript is spliced from 2 exons. Gene Ontology annotation, cellular component: nucleolus. Gene Ontology annotation, molecular function: GTP binding. NCBI's taxonomy places the organism in Eukaryota, Fungi, Basidiomycota, Wallemiomycetes, Wallemiales, Wallemiaceae.
UGUAAUUUGACUGCCACCGAUUUUGCUAUCGUUGGCAGCCAUCAUUUGAGAAGCUUUUAAAUUCAAACGAUCAAGUUCUAAUGCCGAAAGACAAAUCCUCUACUACGAAAUCCAAUGGAAUAAAGAAAGUAAAGGGUGAGAACUUCUACAGAGAUGCAAAAAAAGCUUCAAGGGUCAAGAUGUACACAGGCGGCAAAGCCAGGAGAGACCCUAAUGGUAAAAUCAUAGAGUCUGCCGCUUUUCAAAAAACUGAGAAGGAGACCGACAUGGGCAGAGUUGCACCUGAUAGACGCUGGUUUGGAAACACCAGAGUUAUCUCGCAAGACGCAUUAAACCACUUUAGAGACAGCUUAGCUGAGAAGUCCCACGAUCCUUACUCUGUCGUCCUCCGCAGGAACAAGCUUCCUAUGGGUCUUAUCCAAGAGCCAAACCUCGGAAAAGCCAAGGGAAUGGCCGGAAACCAUAUCGUAGAUACUGAACCAUUCAGCGACACCUUUGGUCCAGGCGCUCAGCGUAAAAGACCAAAUCUCGAUGUCAGCAGUUUUGAAGAGCUCGGCAAAUCAGGUGCAGGUGCUCGCACUGAGGAUCAGCUCGAGGCAGACGCUCCUACACCUUCCUUAGAUGAUAUCAAGAACGUUAACAAGUCAAAGCCUGCUGUAUCCCUCGGCGUCGAUCAAGUUGAUCAAGAUCAAAUUCCUUUCGACUUGGGCGAUUUACGCAACUCAAACAGGGAAGCUGCUUAUCGUAAAGGUACUAGUAAGCGUAUUUGGGCUGAAUUAUACAAGGUCAUCGACAGUUCAGACGUCAUCAUCCAUGUUCUUGACUCCCGUGAUCCAGAGGGCACACUUUGUAACAGUGUUUUGGAAACAGUUAGAAAGGAACGUUCACACAAGCAAGUCAUCCUCGUUAUCAACAAGGUCGACUUGGUUCCAACAUGGGUUACUGCAAAAUGGGUAAAGCAUCUCUCAAGGACUUAUCCAACUUUAGCCAUGCACUCAAACAUCAACAACUCGUUCGGUAAAGGUGCACUCAUUCAGCUUCUCCGUCAAUUCUCAGUUUUGCAUUCGGACAAGAAGCAAAUUUCUGUUGGUCUUAUUGGUUAUCCAAAUGUUGGUAAAAGUAGCAUUAUCAACACUCUCAAGAAGAAGAAGGUCUGCAACGUUGCACCAAUUCCUGGUGAAACUAAAGUCUGGCAAUAUGUCUCUUUGAUGAAGAGAAUCUACAUGAUUGACUGUCCAGGUAUCGUUCCAGUAUCAAAGGGUGACUCUGAUACCGAUACCGUAUUGAAGGGUGUCGUACGUGUUGAAAACUUGGCUACACCACCAGAGCACAUCGGUGAACUCUUAAAGAGAGUUAGACAUGAAUAUCUUGAACGUACUUACCAAAUUACCAAACCAACGGAUGGUGUAUGGGAAGGUGAAAGAGGUACAGAAGAUGUCUUACAGAAGAUUGCCAAACGUACUGGUAAAUUACUUAGAGGUGGUGAACCGGAUCAAAAUGCUGCUGCAAAGAUGGUUCUUAACGAUUGGAUUAGAGGAAAGAUUCCAUUCUUUACAGCUCCACCUGGAAUUGAUGCUGACCCAGUCAUCAAGACGCUUCCUGAAGAACCACAAGUGAAGCCAGCUGACUGGAAGGGCAAGGGUAAGGCUACUGAACAUGAUGAACAAGAGGAUGUUCCAUCUAAGCAAUUGAAGGGUGUCAGCCAGCCAAUCAAGCAGAUUCCAGUAGCUACCAAGUUCUUGCCUGAUGAUGUUAAGGGUCAUGAGGAUGCCUUCGAGAAUGAUAAUGAAGGUGAAUUGGCGGAUGCAGACGCUGAUGAUGCUAUCGCUCUCAACGAGGAAGAUGACAGCGAAGAGGAAGAAGAAUACGAGGAGCCAGCACUCGAAGAAAUAGGAUGGGACGAAGUAUUCAACAAUGGUGAAGUAGCUGAAUCAGCUAGCGAAGAUGAGCAACCAAAGAAGGUCAACUUUGCAAGCGACGAUGAAGACCAGCCAAAGAAGACUAAGGAGCCACGUAAGACAACGUCCAAGGCUAAAAAGACCAACUACUACACUACUGCCAACGUCAAGAACAAGAACAAAAAUAAGCAAAAGCCAGAACCGCCAUCUGAGGAAAUCGAAAAGAAGAAGCGCAAAUCUGGUAGUCUCCGUAACACUCAAAACAAGAAGAAGAAGUAACGAUUUUAUUGUAUUUAAUAUAGAUUUAUUAUUUAUUCCUUU